Molecule: messenger RNA, 1110 nt
Organism: Punctularia strigosozonata HHB-11173 SS5
Lineage: Eukaryota; Fungi; Basidiomycota; Agaricomycetes; Corticiales; Punctulariaceae
Exons: 4
Coding region: 1-1110 (369 amino acids)
Biological process (GO): mismatch repair
Cellular component (GO): MutLalpha complex
Molecular function (GO): ATP binding; ATP hydrolysis activity; ATP-dependent DNA damage sensor activity
Source: RefSeq, a predicted model, not a curated record
AUGACUUCAGAAGAGCUUGAUUACACGGAUGUCGACGUUGACCUGGAUGCCGCCAUUCCUCCAAGGGAUCCGGUUUCUCGAGUUGAUGGAAUUUCAGACAUAUCAUCUGAGCUUACCGUCAGCGAAAUAACAACUAGCGAAAAUCUACACGCUUCGUCCGUCGUAACUACUUCCAACUCGUCUCAUUAUCCCCCCGAAUUCGUCCGCACGUAUCCGGACGGCGACCGCGAGGUGCUCAUACAGUUCGAUGUCUCACGCGUCUCGAAGAGAUGGUCCACCCUCAGAUCGCCAUAUGCGCGCGAUAUCGAUUGUCAACCUACUACUGCCAUCGCAAAUGAGGCCAGUGCAGAUCUUUCAACGUCGGGGGGCCUGAAAAACGCCGACGACAACGAAAAAGCAGCCGAUGCCCUGGCCCGCGUCAUCACGAAAUCCGACUUCGAGACCAUGGAUGUUCUCGGCCAAUUCAACCUCGGAUUCAUUAUAACGCGGCGUCGUCAGUGGCAGACCAACGAUCACGAAGCCGAUGUUGAGAACAAGCCCUUCAGCGAUGACUUGUUCAUCAUUGACCAGCAUGCAGCGGACGAGAAGUAUAACUUCGAGACAUUGCAACAGACGACCAAGAUUCAGUCACAGAGGCUAUUCCGUCCAAGACCACUCGAAUUGACAGCGGCAGAUGAAUUGGUCGUCACCGAAAAUAUAGAGGUUCUACGCCAGAACGGUUUUGACGUUGCGGUGGACGAGAAUGCCUCCUUCGGGCAAGGUAGAUUGCAGUUGGUAGCGCAGCCUGUUAGCAAAAACACCGUGUUCGACAUGAAAGACCUCGAGGAGCUUCUGCACCUCAUGCAAGAUCGGCCCACUGGACGGAUGGUUAGAUGUUCGAAGGCGCAGGCUAUGUUCGCGAGUCGCGCCUGUAGAAAGAGCGUCAUGAUUGGCGACCCCCUCACCAGGAAGCAGAUGCGUUCUGUUGUACGCCAUAUGGGGACGAUGGACCAGCCAUGGAACUGUCCUCACGGUCGGCCCACUAUGAGACAUUUGUCUGACCUUCGGGCUCUCGAGGAGAAGCACGCCAACGCUGUAAACAGAACGAUUGAUUGGCAGGCGUUCGAAUGA